AUGCUACCCAAGAAGUAACAUCUUAAAACUUAAUCAUCAGAGAUAUCAAAUUAGGCUCUUAUGAAUUACCUUUCUAAUCGUGAAGCAUUACAUGCAAGGAUGUCAAAUUCUCCAACAUUCCAAAUAGAUUACAAAGUAUAAAUAGAUGUUUAACUUAAGAGCAAAUAAAUUGGUCCUUUCUAAUCCACAAUAUUUUAAGGGAAUGCUUCAUAGCCCACUUUAAAAAUGACUUAAUAAUAGUACAUAUGGCUAUAGACGUAGAUAAAAUUAGCGUAAAAUAUAACAAUCAGAUUUACUAAAAUCAAAAGGAUUCAUGUCUCCAAAGAUUACUAGUUAGGAAAGAGUGAAUUAAAAGACAUAGUCCAAAUCAAGAGGCAAUCAUAUGAAAACACAACCACAUUCAAAUCAAAAUUCAUAAACCAAAAUGAAAUCAAUUGAAAGCAUCUAAGAUGAAUGUAGAUUCAAUUAACUAUAUUUUAGCUCCAAAAUAAUUGUUUAAAAGUCAACAAAAUUCUACAUUAGCUAAAGCUGAAUAGUUAUUCAAAUAAUAAGCAACAUCUGAUACUAAAUAAAAAUAAUCAACUGAUAUAUUAGCUAGAUUAAAUUUUUAAAAGUCUUUGAUUGUGUCUAGUGCUAAACAUUAAUUUACACAACUCUAAGGAACAAUUAAUUAUUAGCUUCAUAAUCAUCAUAAAUCAAAUAGUGCUUAAUUUAUAGAAACUUAAAAAUUACCUACUUAAACGUCAUCGCAACCCCUUAUUGAAAUUUAGACUGAAAAAACUAAAACUAUUACAACUAGGUAAAAAUUUAAGAUUUAUUUAGAAAAUGUUAAUAAGAUUUAAUUUAAAUUAUUUUGUAAUAUAAAUCAUUAAAAUAGAAAAUGACUAUUGAUAUCUCGAUUAAUAAAAUAUCACAAUUACUGGAGUUAAUAAAAGUAGAACUAUUUAAAAAAAUUGUUGAAAAUGAUUCUCUAUAAAUAAUUGGAAUAAAAACAUACAAUAUUUCUAUACCUAUUGAUUAUAUACUUUCUUAAAUUGAUAGACCUUUAUCUUUACUUUCUAAUUGUCCAAUAUAACCUUUAAUUAUAGAGCCUAUUAUAUAAAUGGAAUAAGAAAAUAGAUAAUCAAGAGUUUGUUUAAGGGAUUUUGAGUUUAUUAGAUGUAUAGGAAUGGGUGGAUUUUCUAAAGUUUAUAUGGUUAGAGAAAAAAGGACAGGAUAAUUUUAUGCAAUGAAAUUAAUUGAAAAAAACUCUAUAAUUUCAUAGAAUAAAUAAAUUAUUAUAUAAAAUGAAAGAGAUAUAAUGUGUAAUUUAAAUCAUCCAUUUAUUGUUAAAAUUUAAUAUGCUUUUGAAUCAAGAAGAUUUUUAGUUUUUGUUUUAGAAUAUUGUUCAGGAGGAGAAUUGUUUUUCAUGUUAAGAAAAGUAAUUAUUUAGUUAAAUUGAAAAUAGGUGAAGAGAAUGAAUGAAGAAUAAGCAUUUUUUUAUUUUGCUGAAAUAUGUUUGGGUAUGAAACACUUACAUGAUAGAAGUAUAAUUUAUAGAGAUAUAAAACCUGAGAAUAUUUUAAUUGAUUUUGAUGGACAUGUUAGAAUAGCUGAUUUUGGAUUAUCAAGAUAAUUAGAUUAAGAUAUAGCAUAUUCAUUUUGUGGUUCACCUGAAUAUAUGGCACCUGAAAUGCUUUUAAAAUAAGGCCAUAAUUUAUAAUUAGAUUUAUAUUGUUUAGGAGCAUUGUUAUAUGAAUUGAUAACUGGAUUACCUCCAUUUUAUUCUAGAAAUACUGAUGAAAUUUAUCAAAGGAUUUUAAAUUAGAAAUUGAGUUAUCCGCCAUAAUUAUAAAUGUCUUCACUUUUAAAAGAUUUAUUAAAUGGUUUAUUAGCUAAGAAUCCUAAAAAUAGAAUUGAUAAAAUAGAAACUCUAUUAAAACAUCCAUGGAUGACUUAAUGGGGUGAUAAAAAUAUGUAUAAAGAAUUCUUGUCAAAAAAAAUAGAUCCUCCUUUCAAACCAGAUUAUUUCUCAUUUAAUUUUGAUGAAGAAGAAUUUGGUUAAGGAGAGGCUGAAUUCUUAUAAUAGAUUAAGCCACUCUAAUAAAAUAUAAUGGAGAAUUUUCCUAAAGAAAUUAUACUAAAGAAUUUUUAUUAUAAUCCUAAAGAAUUAAACUGUGCAGAAAGCACAAGAGGUACUAAUUUAAGUACCAAAUUAUUAGAGGAAUAAUAAUAAGGUACUUAGAGAUAAAAAACAAAAAGAUUCAAUACAUAUGAUGAUGAUAUAUCGAAUUAUGUAAAUGAAUAAAAAAUUUUCCUAUUAAAUUAAUUAAGAUUAUAAACAGAGAAUGAAAUAAAGAGGAAAUCGGCAUGA
Paramecium sonneborni is the source of this 2353-nucleotide messenger RNA. NCBI's taxonomy places the organism in Eukaryota, Ciliophora, Oligohymenophorea, Peniculida, Parameciidae. The record is from the annotation of a GenBank genome assembly.